Messenger RNA from Echinops telfairi (small Madagascar hedgehog), 2897 nucleotides. It is a transcript of the gene PSKH1, whose product is annotated as protein serine kinase H1. Gene Ontology annotation, biological process: protein phosphorylation. The record is from RefSeq and is a predicted model, not a curated record. NCBI's taxonomy places the organism in Eukaryota, Metazoa, Chordata, Mammalia, Afrosoricida, Tenrecidae. Gene Ontology annotation, molecular function: protein kinase activity; ATP binding. The transcript is spliced from 2 exons. Bases 67 to 1341 code for a protein of 424 amino acids.
AGUCGGGGCGCUGCCUGCCGAGCAGGUCCUGCCCGCCUUGCUGGAGAGGAUGCCCCCGUGUCCGUGAUGGGCUGUGGGACAAGCAAGGUCCUCCCUGAGCCGCCCAAGGAUGUCCAGCUGGACCUGGUCAAGAAGGUGGAGCCCUUCAGUGGCAUCACGAGUGAUGUGUACAAGCACUUUAUCACUGAGAUGGGGAGCGUUGGCCCUUUCAAAGGCAGCUCCCCAGCCUCUGGUCAGCACGCACAGCCCUGCCCCGGUGCCCCCCCCACCGGGCACACUGAGCCUACGGCAGAACCGCCUCGCAAGGGCAGGGUGGCCAAGUACAGAGCCAAGUUUGACCCACGAGUGACGGCCAAGUAUGACAUUAAAGCGCUCAUCGGCCGAGGCAGCUUCAGCCGGGUGGUGCGCGUGGAGCACCGGGCCACCCGGCAGCCGUAUGCCAUCAAGAUGAUUGAAACCAAGUACCGGGAGGGGAGGGAGGUGUGCGAGUCAGAGUUGCGGGUGCUGCGGCGGGUGCGCCAUGCCAACAUCAUCCAGCUGGUGGAGGUGUUUGAGACGCAGGAGCGGGUGUACAUGGUGAUGGAGCUGGCCACAGGGGGAGAGCUCUUCGACCGCAUCAUUGCCAAGGGUUCCUUCACUGAGCGUGAUGCCACACGGGUGCUACAGAUGGUGCUGGAUGGUGUCCGUUACCUGCAUGCCCUGGGCAUCACGCACCGAGACCUCAAGCCUGAGAACCUGCUCUACUACCACCCGGGCACAGACUCCAAGAUCAUCAUCACCGACUUCGGCCUGGCCAGCGCCCGCAAGAAGGGCGAUGACUGCCUGAUGAAGACCACCUGCGGCACGCCCGAGUACAUUGCCCCCGAGGUCCUGGUGCGCAAGCCCUACACCAACUCCGUGGACAUGUGGGCGCUGGGCGUCAUCGCCUACAUCCUCCUCAGCGGCACCAUGCCCUUCGAGGAUGACAACCGCACCCGCCUGUACCGGCAGAUCCUCAGGGGCAAGUACAGUUACUCGGGGGAGCCCUGGCCCAGCGUGUCCAACCUGGCCAAAGACUUCAUUGACCGGCUGCUGACGGUGGACCCUGGCGCUCGCAUGACUGCACUACAGGCCCUGAGGCACCCGUGGGUGGUGAGCAUGGCAGCCUCGUCAUCCAUGAAGAACCUGCACCGCUCUAUCUCCCAGAACCUCCUCAAGCGUGCCUCCUCGCGCUGCCAGAGCACCAAGUCUGCCCAGUCCACGCGUUCCAGCCGCUCGACGCGCUCCAACAAGUCCCGCCGCGUGCGAGAACGGGAGCUGCGGGAGCUGAACCUGCGCUACCAGCAGCAGUACAACCGUUGAGCCCUGCCGUGUUGAUGGGUGGUCCUGGCCUGGCCACGGCUCGGCUGCGCUUGCCGAGCCGGGCACCCUCUCUGGAGAGGCCUCCCUGGCCACAGGCCGGUGGAAAGCAACCCCAGUCCCCUCUUUGUCUUCAACUGCCUCCUUCCCCACUGUGCCUGCUACCAUGGAGUCGGGGUGCCCGAGGGGUACUAUGGACCCCUGAGCUGAUGCCCUUUAUGGUGGGCACAUGUUCUGGUGACAGUUUGGGGCAGGAUCAGGGACUGGGAUUCACACUCUACUUCCACGGCUCUUCCCCCAACCAAAGGCCAUGCCAUGCUGGCUGGAGGGUGUCCUGUAGCCCACAACUCCAUGUCACAUCUAACUCUGGUACACCCCUCCCUCCACAGGGCCUCUUCCUUGGCCCCUGCAUCUCACAGCAAGGGGUUCUGCAGUGGGAGGCUGAGCCGGGCAGUACAUGGGCAGUGAGUGGGUCUAACCAGCAUGCUGCCGACCAGCCCAGGUACACCUUCCAUCAGGGUUCACGGCACACCUGGCCCCAGGACUGCCAGGGCCUCUGGUAGUAGGCCGUGGCCUAGCCCUUGGCCCUUUUGAACUGUGUGGUCAUCUGUUGGCCUGUGGCUGACUUGCCCCUGGCUCAGCCUUCUUUGAUCAUGAGAGGACCUCCACCCAUCCCCCUCAUGCCUCUGCAGAGCCUCCACCCCCUCCCUCACCCACUGGAUGCCACCUCUCUUCCCAGGUGCCUCUUUCCCAACUGUGGAGGGUUUAAGGGAGCCCCACUGCUGCUACCUGGGAGUGGGAGCACCUGGCUGCAGCAGAGGGUGGGGUCUUGGGGAACCCCAUUAGGAUUCUUGUUGGCCCUCCUGCUGUUCCUGCCUCCACCCCCAGCUGCAAGAAGGCGCCAUCUAGUGUCUGGAAUGGGUAUUGGUUGUCCUCCGAGGGGAGGUGGGACAGGAGGAGCUGCUGCAUUACUGAGGGUCCUCGGGGUCGUUCAGCCCCCCUUUCUGUUGAGCUUCCGUGCAGUGCCCCCUGGAACUUAGCCAUACUGUGUGACCUGUCUCUGAACACUCUGACAGCUGGCCAAGCCUGCCCAGCCUGUCCUCUCCCUCCACAGCAUUACUCUGGCUAGAAGGGGGCAAGCUCCUCCCUCUCACAGCUGCUGCUGGGGGUAGGUAGGGUCAGAGUCUCAGCCUGAGCUGGACGUCGCGCCCUGCCAGCAGGGAGGGCUUGGCCCCUACUCAGCUCAACCACUCUGACAAGUUGCCUGUGCCUUCCACACUCCUCCCUCUGCCCCCCAGCCCCGAGGGAGGAGAGCCUGGCCCCUCACUUCCCCUGAGGGCCUUUGUGCCUGAAGCUCUGGGGACUCCUUACCCCUGGGCCCAGGCUAGGCCUGGUCCUGAGGGUAGGACAGGGCAUCUGGAGACUUGGGCCUUGGCUAGCCCCCCUGCCUUGGGUUUCUGGGCUGAGAACGUGCACUUAUCUUUUUGGUGUACUCAUUUGUAAAGGAGUCCUCUGUACUCAGUAAAACAGGCUGCCUCCCCAGGCAGGCCGUCCACUGC